This is a messenger RNA of Durio zibethinus, 1823 nucleotides long. Its product is annotated as zinc finger CCCH domain-containing protein 11-like. Gene Ontology annotation, molecular function: metal ion binding; mRNA binding. The record is from RefSeq and is a predicted model, not a curated record. Gene Ontology annotation, biological process: cytoplasmic translation. Lineage: Eukaryota; Viridiplantae; Streptophyta; Magnoliopsida; Malvales; Malvaceae. Gene Ontology annotation, cellular component: cytosol.
AUGUAAAUGCAACCUUUCCCGGAUAAAGCACACACCAAACCGACAAAAAACCCCUGAAAUAUGCCACGUCAAGAACCAGGGCUACAAUCUACGAUUCAACUCAGCCGCUGCUUCUGGAUCCCGUCCUGGUCCAGAUAUCUAAACCACGCACCUAGCCACUCUCCCUCGCCCAAAUCCGCCGAUUCGUUUAAAUUCCGAAACCCUAAAUAAUCAAAAAUCAAUUAGGAACUAAAAUUUGUACCAAUCAGACCUUUUUCCAGAAAAAAAAUUUUGGAUUCGAUUGAUUAAGAGGAAAAAAAAGGAGACUUUCUAGUUGUUUGAUGGUGAUAAGGGAUGCCGCCGAAGCAAGCCUCAAAAGUAGAGUUAGCGAAGAAGCAGAAGAUCGUAGAGGACAAGACCUUCGGUCUCAAAAACAAAAACAAGAGCAAAAAUGUUCAAAAAUACGUCCAAAAUCUUAAGCAAGCCGUACAACCCAAACCCGACCCGAGUAAAGUGGCUCAAAAGAAAAAGAAAGAGGAAGAAAAGGCCAAAGAAAAGGAGCUCAAUGACUUGUUCAAGAUUGCUGUUACUCAGCCAAAAGUGCCUGUUGGGGUUGAUCCAAAGUCAAUAGUAUGUGAAUUCUAUAAAGUAGGACAGUGUGCCAAAGGUUUUAAAUGCAAGUUCUCACAUGACCUGAAUGUUCAGAGGAAAGGGGAGAAGAUUGACAUUUACAGUGAUAAGCGCGACCAAGAAACAAUGGAGGACUGGGAUCAAGAAACUUUGGAGAAGGUUGUGGAGUCAAAGACGAAGGAGUAUCAGCAGAAUAAGCCUACUGAUAUUGUUUGUAAAUAUUUCUUGGAAGCUGUGGAAAAGAAACAAUAUGGCUGGUUUUGGGUCUGCCCAAAUGGUGGUAAAGAUUGUCAUUACAGGCAUGCGCUUCCCCCAGGAUAUGUCCUAAAGUCUCAGAUGAAGGCUCUGAUAGAGGAAGAGAGUGAAAAAACACCAAUUGAGGAUGAAAUUGAGAACCGGCGCGCCAAAUUAACAACUUCAACUCCUAUGACUCCUGAGUUAUUUAUGGAAUGGAAGAAGAAGAAGAUAGCAGAAAGAGACGAAAGUUUGGCUGUACAAAAGGCAGAAAGGGCUAAGAAUGACCGCAUGAGUGGUCGUGAACUAUUUAUGUCAGACGCUAGUUUAUUUGUGGAUGAUGCCGAGGCAUAUGAGAAAUACCAAAGAGAGGAAGAAUCUGAUGUUCCAGAAAAUAAGGCCAAUAAUGAUUUAGCUGCUGCUGGACCAAGUACCUCAGCAACAUCUGUUGCUGAUGCUGAUGCUCUUCCAGAUGAUGAUGACGAUGACGAUGAUGAAUUGGACAUGGAUGAAUUAAAUGAGCUAGAAGCAAGCUUAGCAAAAACGUCUAUUCAAAUUCAGGAGCCUAAUGCAGAAGCUUAAUUUUGAGAGGUGCGGAGUCUUCAGUCCAUAUGCCUUUUAAGUGUUGACUCUAUGAUCCUGCUGCAAAUUACUUGCCAUCACAAUUUCACCUGUAGCUUAAGACUGCUGAACUUGCUGUUAUCCUGGCAGAGUGGCAGUCAUCGCCCCAUAUCUUCUUUUGCAAGGUUCACCUAUAAGCCUAGUGCUGCAUGAGCAUAUGGUUGAACUGCAAGUUGUAUCCCAAUUUUUAUGCUGGGUUUCUCUCAAUCUGUAUUGAAAAGAGGAUCACGAGUAUGAUUGUGGUUUUGUUAUUCUUCUAAGCUUUGAAGCAUUUUAGCAUGAUUCUCGUGAGGAAUAAAGUCUUUUAAACAUUGUUUUAACCUGAUUUACACUGAUCUCUCAUGUGUUGUCCAAUUAUU